Messenger RNA from Theobroma cacao (cacao), 342 nucleotides. NCBI's taxonomy places the organism in Eukaryota, Viridiplantae, Streptophyta, Magnoliopsida, Malvales, Malvaceae. The record is from RefSeq and is a predicted model, not a curated record.
AUGGGUUUGUCUUGGUAUCUUGGGGUUGUUGGAUUAGUGGUUUUGGUUUCGACUGCAAGCUCCGUGCAUGGAAUGACAUGCCAGCAAGCCCUAACGGAAUUGAUCCCUUGCCGGCCUUUCCUGAUCGCUGUGGCACCCUCACCCACUGCUCCUUGCUGCACAGGUGUGUCUGACGUGAAGGCUGCAGCUAGCACCACUGAAGCACGCAGGGACCUGUGCGAAUGCUUUGAAAAGAAUGCCCCGGCUUACGGGGUUAAACCUGAGAAAGCUAAGCUGCUUCCUGGGUUGUGUGGUGUCACCGUUCCCGUGCCCAUCGACCCCUCUGUCAACUGCGCGACGUAA